AAGAUAAAUUGCACCCCAUAAAGAAAACUCACUUAUUUGGUUUGGAAUCUGCUUUUCAUUCCGGUGGCUAGCCUUAAGUAGUAACCCACCUCAACCUCAGGCUCGGGUUUAUGGGCGUAUAUCGGUCUGUAUAUCCGUUAGCAUUGACUUUCACCUUCUUUCUAUGAGAGAAGGCCUCUCCUCACAGUCUUAGCUCACUCAGGGUGUCCGAAGUUCAGAUUGCUGAAGAUGGGAACUAGGGUUCCUGUGCAGCACUACGACCUGAGGCCGGACGCUGUCUCCUACAUCCAGAGCCCACUUGACGACCUCAAUGCGGGGGAGGGACUCGGCGGAGCUAGUGACGAUAUGGACCGAGGAGGCGGGGAUAUCACCGAGGAGAGUCUGGAUAACGAUGAAGAAUCCACCGCCGUUGACUGCGUGAGUGACUCCUUUAGAAACACUUUACCACUUCACGUUGCUGCAGCAGAGGACAAUCAAACUAGCAUAGCUAACAGUGGAUCUUUGAGGGACCCGUACAACAUUGUAACCAUUAAUGAUGUUUCACCAAUUGAGUCAGCAAGAGCAAGAUUUCUGGACAUUAUUGUAGAUCAUUUUAUUAGCUCACAUGUAAUUGAAGUGAUCGAUACGGAGGCAGACUGUGUAGUACAAUCUUCUCAAGACAAAUUGAGCAAGAGGAAGCCGAGUGAAAUUCACCAUGAAGGUGAUCCUCGACAUGUUUUGCCUUUGAUGUAUGUGGCGAACAUGUAUGAAACAUUGGUUGCUGAAGUAAACUUAAGACUAUCUUCCUUGAAUGAGUUACGGGAAAAAAACAUUGGUGUGGCCCUUGAAGCAGCUGGAGGUUUGUAUAGAAAGCUCGCGAAAAAAUUUCCUAGGAAAGGACCUUGCAUUUAUAAACGUCGAGAAUUAGCCACUUCUUUUGAUACACGGUCAAGGUUUCCUGAACUAGUGAUACAGGAGGAGAAGCGUGUUCGUUUUGUUGUUGUUAAUGGUCUAGCUAUUGUUGAGACACCAACAAGUAUGCACAAUAAUGAAAUUGAGUGGUUCAAAAGAUUGACAGGUCGUACAGAAGUGUCAGUCUCCCCGAGAGAUUACAAAUUCUACGCACCCCGACAUAAGUAUAGACGCGUGGCAUCAAGCUCUUUUCCCAGCAUGCUUUCAUUCUCGUCACAAAAUAGCCAUCAGGCGAAUCCACCGAAGCAGCACAUGCAGCCAACAUCAAACCAGGCUCAAUUUCAUCACUCCCUUCAGCAACACCAUAUGAACCAAAACCAACACAUGACUCACAUGUCUCAAUGUGGACCUCAUUCAGAUUUACCUGAAGUUGUGCAUUCUCAGUACUCUGCAACCAUUUCACCUCACAUGGCUCCCUUACAACCCAUGGGCCACGUUAAUGGUCGUAUGCAUUUACUGCCAGCUAGUCCUGCGAAGUUCUGUGAUGAAUGUGGAGCCCCAUACUUAAGGGAGACAUCCAAGUACUGCUCCGAGUGUGGUGCUAGAAGGUUAGGAAUUUGAUUUGUGACUGUAAAUAAAAUAUGUAGUAUGGGAUAAGGUUGUCUCGUCAUGUGAUGACGUUUGUAAAUGUUUGGCAUGUAUCUUCUUUUGAGGUUGACAUUUCUUCUUGCUGUGUAUAAAAUGAAGGGAAAAUAAAAUUCAUGUGUAAUAUUGUGUUCAAGGGAUCAAGGCACAAAAAAUGUACUCCACAAGGAAAUCCCACAAAAAGAUGUCUG
Messenger RNA from Cuscuta epithymum, 1727 nucleotides. The record is from the annotation of a GenBank genome assembly. NCBI's taxonomy places the organism in Eukaryota, Viridiplantae, Streptophyta, Magnoliopsida, Solanales, Convolvulaceae.